Trichobilharzia szidati is the source of this 1505-nucleotide messenger RNA. The record is from the annotation of a GenBank genome assembly. NCBI's taxonomy places the organism in Eukaryota, Metazoa, Platyhelminthes, Trematoda, Strigeidida, Schistosomatidae.
AUUUAAUUAAUGAUUCCAUAACUGCGCGUUUUGCAAUGGAUGUAGAAAAUCAAAAAAAAGCAUACCUCUGUCAUUAUUUAAUCAGUGAUGAAACAAGAAAACGUUUCACAACAAAAAAGAGUGAUAAGAAUAAUUUAGUAAAAUUUGACACUAAAUAUGAACAGUAUUACUUUCCAUCAUUUUAUGAUUUGAAUGGAAAUUUUGGUACAAAAGGGAAUAUUGUUAUAGACGCAUGGCCAGCGCAUGCAAGUAGUAGAGAAAGAUCAACUAAUCAAAUCCAUAUUGCAUCAGAUGGACAUAUACAACGACAGACACCAGAACAAUCAAGGUUACCACCAGUUAAGAAACCAAGAUUCUUGGAGAUGUUAGAAGCGCGUAUCAACAGGGAGAAGGCAAAAUUUCAUGUUACAGAUGGUGAACCGAAUCCUUUACGAUUACAGAUAUAUCGUGAAAUAUUUACAAUCUUUAUACAAACCUGUGCUUAUUAUGGUCCAUUAUUGGCAAGAAUUAAAGAUGAAUACGAAUCUUAUCUAGUUCAUAUGCAGAAUGAAUUGAAGAAACUAUUACCCGUUAGAGAGUUAAUAUGGACAGUUUCACAAGAAUGUGAAGAUCGUGUUAGUGCAAUGAGAAGACGUGAAAAUAAGAAUAUAAAAGCAUUGAAAAUGGAGAAAAAAGAACUUCGAGCACAAAUUACACAUUUACAAGAAAAUGCAACUUCUUUGACAUGUGAAGUUGACCAUUUAACAAGUGAACUAGAGAAGAAAGAAGAUGAAUGGAGAACAGAAUUUGAUGGAAGAAAGCUACUGAUCACUGAAGUGAAUGAAUUAACUUCAAGAUUAAAAGAAAUGGAAAUGUUAGCCAGAGCUGAAGUAUCUGAUGACAAAGAAGAUCCAAUUAAAUUGAGAAUAGCACUUGAUCAAGCAUAUAAAACUAUAAAUAAUUUACAAGUACGUGUUACAGAAUAUGAAAGUGAAUAUGAAUCACAAGUACCAAGAACAAAAUAUGAUGAUGUAAAAAAUAAUUUAUUAAGUAAAAUUGAAGAAACAGCAAAAUUGAAAGAAGAACUUGAAAGUAUACAAAUUCGUUAUGAUUUAUUACAAGAACACUGUGUUACACUGAACACAUAUCGUGAUCUUUACUACAUACAAGUUACACAUGCUACACGUGUUCUAGGAACAAAAAGUGAUGCAAGUCAAAAGAUUGACUAUCUCAAUUCGCUAUUUAAUAAAUGGCGUCGAUUAUUAAAUGACAAAACAUGGAGUGAUUUUCAACGUCUAGUUAAUGAUGAAAUGGUACGCAUUGAAACUGGUCAAACACCAGUUGUUGUACGCUCAAGAAUGCCAAGAACACGAGCAACAGGUGCUACUAGUAGUGCUGGCGGUACUGGUGCUUCUGGUUCUGGCUCUGUACCUGCAAGUGGAACUGCUCCAGCUACAACUCCAAACACUGAUGGAUCAGGUUCACCUCAGCUACGUGAUUCAUUUCAUAAAACUGAAACAAACUGA